Pyrenophora tritici-repentis Pt-1C-BFP is the source of this 615-nucleotide messenger RNA. NCBI's taxonomy places the organism in Eukaryota, Fungi, Ascomycota, Dothideomycetes, Pleosporales, Pleosporaceae. The record is from RefSeq and is a predicted model, not a curated record.
AUGAAGCUCGUCAACCUGAUUACUACCACCUUCUCCCUCCUUGCUGUUUCCCAGCCGCUUGCAAGCCCCAAUUCGAAGCCAAGCGAUAUCAUGAUCGGCUUAAGCUUGGAUCAGUGUUCUAUCGACACCCCUUUGCCAAAGGCAAUAAACUAUUUGUACUUCAAUCCUAACACCUACAGUCUGGUGGCUCAGCAGGCUACAGCUCGGGAAGUCAUCCGAGCCUACAAUGUUUGGGACAUCGAAGCCAUCUUGGCUUAUCGAACCCCUGAUUGCAAGCAUCAAGUGCUGCCUCUCUCCAUGAACCGAACCGGGAAGAGCAACGACGAAUACCGCGCCUACUUCGAAUCAAUCAGGCCCAAUUAUGUGAACUUCACGGCUACGGUCAUCGAGGAGCUGCAUGACGCUAAGACUCACAAAUGCAUCAUCCACGCCCGCAGUAAGGCUCAGACGGCAAUCGGGCUGUAUGCAAACGAGUAUGCGUUGAUUCUGUCCUUUACGGAAGAUGGCAAGAAGGUUUCUCACUUUGACGAGUUUGUCGACUCUGCGUACUCUGUGAAGUUUCAAGCGGACCUUGCGAAGGCUCUGGCAGGGAAUUCCACUGGCCCUGCUGAGUAG